Messenger RNA from Chlorella variabilis, 747 nucleotides. RefSeq lists its product as hypothetical. The transcript has 4 exons. The record is from RefSeq and is a predicted model, not a curated record. Bases 1 to 747 code for a protein of 248 amino acids. Gene Ontology annotation, biological process: phosphatidylcholine biosynthetic process. Lineage: Eukaryota; Viridiplantae; Chlorophyta; Trebouxiophyceae; Chlorellales; Chlorellaceae.
AUGGCACCCACCGCGGGAGAGCAGCAUGCAGCAGCAGCAGCAGCAACAGCAGCAGCAGCGGCGGCGGCUGCGGGCAGCUGCUCCUCCGAGGCAGAUUGCGCCACGCCGUCCUCCGCCGCCACUGCCGCCGCCAGCCUGUUGGCGGCUCUGGGCGAGCUUGCCGACAUUCAACAGCCGAGCCUGCAGGAGGGAGAUAGCGAUUACGAGCUGGACGAGUAUGAACAGCUGGACCUUGGGGACCUGUUUGUGAAUACCGACCUACGGGAGGAGGUGCAAGACGCGCUGGCCAGAUUUCUCCGCCCCGAGCGGGUGCUGCUCCGCGACAAGCUGACGUUUGUGCUCGGCAUCAUGCACAUGUGGGAGUCUGCCAGCCUGCGCGACCUGGUAUGGCUGCCGCUGGUGCCCUAUCUGGGUUGGGCUACACUCUAUUACAUAAAGGUGUUUGUCAUCAGCUCGAAGAAGAUUCAGGAACGCGGUUACGAAACGCUGUUCCAGUACAGCACGAAAAGUCGGAAGAGCCUGUUUGGUGCUGUGGUGCUGCGGGCACCACCGAGGCUGCAGCCAGUCGCCUACAUGGGUGCCACCUUCUACUUUGACGUUUUCCUUUUUAAGUACGGCCUGAGUAAUGAAAGCCGCGGUGCAAACCCAUCAACGGUGGGCCUGCCGCCCAAGCGGCGUGCGGACAGCACGGUGCCAAGCGGGGUGCUGCAUGCUUCCCAGUCCAGCGACGCCAAGAAGACCUCAUGA